CGUGAAGUGAAUCAGUAGCUGCCGCACCGUAGCAGGAGUGGGUAGCGUCAAAAUUAUCAAAGUGAUUGUGCUCUAAGUGCCACUAACCGGGUCGGGUACAUGUGUUUUCUUCUUCGCAGAGUGUGUUUAUUUACUGCUAAAUUAUAGUUUGAAAUGAUAAGCUAAUUAACCGUAACAAGUUUCUAACCAGAAUCCAUAUCAGAGGGAAUGGAACAAAGUUGUGCUUGUUAGAAGUUUAGUGUCGAUCAUUGGCACAACUCGAAAAAUUGUUUAGAAGUUCCUAAAAUGCAAAAUAAAAGGUGUUCUAUAAGAUGACAACAAGCUUAUGCAGUAGAUUGUGUGGAAACUAGUCUGGAUAAAUAAUCAUAAACGAGGAUUUUUUCUAAACCUAUUCAAAGCCAAAAACAUGGGCAAUAUAGAAAUCAACCCGAAACUACUGCCUAUGAAGGCACACUACUUCCUAUUCAAUGCAGGCACGGCUCCAGUGGUUCCUUUUAUGCCAACUCUGGUUAGGCAGCUCGGAUUUUCGACCGUUGUGGUCGGUACAAUUUACACUGUGCUACCGAUAGUAGGCAUGCUGGUCAAGCCUCUGUUUGGUAUUAUCGCUGAUCGGUUUCAGCGCCAGAAGCUGCUGUUUUUAAUUUUCCAGAUCUUGUCGGCAAUUCCAUUUUUUCUAAUUAUGUUCAUACCAGCGAUACCUCAGGAAUCCACCGUUUCGUUUCACUGUCACGAAGGGGCUUCCGAUUUACGAUACUGUCCUCCGAGCGGUAGCUACCUCGAUAAGUGUCUCACCGAUCGAAUUGUGGAGGAUCAGAACAGUAACGCAACGCUAAACUGUCAGAUGGAGUGCCAAACCGAACCAUGGAUGUGGGACACGGUUUGCAAAUAUUGGCAGGUUAAAAAAUAUUGCGACGAAAGCAAUAUUCCUUCGGACAAAGUGCUAAGACUGACUGGUUUAAUACCAAUGAAUCAUAUUAAUUUACUGGACGACUGCUUAUUCUUCUUGCUAAAAGAAGCAGAAAUGGAUGGAGCUCACGUACCGCUUUAUUGUCCCGGAAAUACCACGGAUUUCCGAACUAACUGUCAAGUACAGUGUGACAACGCAGAAAUCAAUGAAGCAAUUACGCAUUCUAAAAUUCCGGACAGCGAAGUGAAAGGGCUGUACCAGUUCUGGUUGCUGUUUCUGUUCCUUAUCCUCAGCUGGGCCGGAAUGGCCGUCGUCGUUAGUGUUGGCGAUGCCAUCUGCUUCGACCUACUGGGUGACCGUCCCCAUUUGUACGGUAACCAGCGACUGUGGGGCUCGGUUGGGUGGGGCAUUUUCUCGCUACUGGCCGGAUUUCUGGUGGAUCAGUUCUCGAACGGAAAAACCACAAAGGACUAUACGGUGGUUUUCUAUAUGACUAUUAUUAUCAUCGGUUUUGAUAUCUUGGUCUCAUCUAAACUUAAGCAUACUCAAACAAGACUGUCGACCAAUAUUAUCGGAGAUAUUGGAAAAAUUUUCGUCUCAUUUAGAGUAGUGGUAUUCUUCCUGUGGUGCAUACUGGUAGGGUUUGGAACGGCAAUGAUCUGGAACUUUCUAUUCUGGCACCUGGAAGAUUUGGCCAGUUUGCAGGAGGGAUGUGAUCACACCGCCUGGAUCAAAACGCUCGAAGGGAUCGUUAUGUCGAUCCAAUGUUUCGGGGGAGAGCUUCCCUUCUUUUUCCUGUCCGGAUGGAUAUUGAAGAAGAUCGGACAUGUGCACGCUAUGAGCUUGGUACUGCUGGGUUUUGGUGCACGAUUUCUGCUCUAUUCGCUCCUCGUAAACCCCUGGUGGGUUAUUCCGAUUGAGUUCAUGAACGGCAUCACGUUUGGACUCUUCUACGCUACAAUGGCAUCCUAUGCAAGUAUUGUAGCUCCACCCGGAACUGAAGCUACGAUGCAGGGCCUUGUCGGAGCCAUUUUCGAAGGCGUGGGUGUCUCGUUGGGCAGUUUGCUGGCCGGACAUCUGUUCCAGAAAGUUGGUGGAAGUAAAACGUUCCGUUUGUUUGGCAUUAGUGCGUUGGUUCUAUUCGUAGCUCACGUACUGGUUCAAUUCACGAUGGAUCGCUUCGGAAAGAGGGGACCCACCGCUGGAUACACAUCACCCGAUGAUGCACUCUAUCAAAUGGACGACGAUCAACCUAUAGUACAGAGAUGAUAGUGACGGGCAUUCAUCAUAUGACAUCGUCUAUGGGUAUUCUACGAUGUUUAGAUUUGUAUACGUUUGUUGUAUAGAUUUUAAAUUUAUUGAUGGUUUAAUUAAAAAGAUACAAAACACUUUUCAUAGAUUUGUUUAACUUAAUGUUGAUAUGAUAUAAUGUACUGUGGCAGAACAAACUAUUUAAAGUUAGUUCCGUAAAAAGUGACAAUAAAAUCCAACAAA
Messenger RNA from Sabethes cyaneus, 2401 nucleotides. RefSeq names its product major facilitator superfamily domain-containing protein 6 (gene Sugb). NCBI's taxonomy places the organism in Eukaryota, Metazoa, Arthropoda, Insecta, Diptera, Culicidae. The transcript is spliced from 7 exons. The record is from RefSeq and is a predicted model, not a curated record. Gene Ontology annotation, cellular component: membrane. The coding region runs from base 407 to 2176 and encodes 589 amino acids.